Hyla sarda is the source of this 5783-nucleotide messenger RNA. It is a transcript of the gene NTN1, whose product is annotated as netrin 1. The record is from RefSeq and is a predicted model, not a curated record. The transcript has 7 exons. Gene Ontology annotation, molecular function: protein binding. NCBI's taxonomy places the organism in Eukaryota, Metazoa, Chordata, Amphibia, Anura, Hylidae. The coding region runs from base 2869 to 4683 and encodes 604 amino acids.
UUUUAUUUAAACAUAUAAGAUAAUAUACAAUUAAAAAGAUAUGUAUACUGAAAACAGUCCAAGGAAAAUGCAAUUACUGCAAUUAUAUAUUUAGGGUGAAUGUUUAUAUAGUGUAUUAUAGGCUAAAAUGAAUGGUCUUCUGCUGUGCCAAGUAGACAUACCCUGAUGAGACUUCAGAGGAAACAUGUUAGUAGUGGUCACAAUUAUGUCAGGAAUUUGCUUGUCUAUUUUCCCCAGGUAGACAAGCUGAGUGAGUACAAAUAUCUGUAAGCUAGAGGACUGACACAUCUUACAGCCUCUGGUAGAACAUACCGUACAAACAGAGAGAAGAGUUUAACAAGAGAUGAUCUACAGCCCAUAGACACUUUUACAAUAUUAAAAAAAUCUUGUUUUCUUUUCUAUUUUAGUAGGAACCUGUCAUCAUGCUGCCUAAAUCAUUGGAAUGGACCCCCACAGCUUUUCCCUGCUCUACCAGCCUUGAUUGAUACAUUUCUCCUUCUUUGGAUAUAGAGAAGAAUUGAUCAAUAAAGGCCAGGGAGGAGCAGGCAGAAGCCACCAGGGCCGUCCUGAUGACUUGUGAUUCAGAUAACAGAAAGUGAUGACAGGAUCUCUUUAACAAACCUACACUUGCUUGCUAUUGUUAAAUCCAGGUCUUCUUCUAAAACAAAAAAUCCUAUUCACUUCCUGUAGUCUCUCUGAUAAAUGUCUUUCUUAAUGCUUUCCCCAUGUUGGACAGCCUUAUCCUGGAUGGACAGUCCCCCUACACUGUGUCCUAGGGAUCACCAGACUCCAUACACUGUUUCCUGAGGAUGAACAGAUUACCUAUACUGAGUCGUAUUGAUGGACAUAUACUGUGACUCCAUAUACUGUGUCUUAGCGAUGGAUAGGCUCCCUACAUUGUGUCCUAGAGAUAGAAAGGCUCUGUUAUAGACAUGGGCAGGUUACGUAUACUUUUUUAUGGACACUCAUCUUGUAGAUUUUCCUAGAGACAUACAGGCUGCCUACUCUCUCCUAUGGGAAAUGUAAAAUAGAAAAUAGUAACAUCGGGCUUUUUAUCACCAUCUUAUAAGUAUAUUUCUUUUUAAUUCAAUCAAUUACUUACAACUUCAACCCAACCUAAAACUGACUGUGACUUCAUGGCCCUGCUGUUUAGACCUCUCCGUGGACAGUCAUGCUAUCUUAAAACCCCUUCCAGCAUAGACAAAUAUUACAGCCUUGGAGAGAAAUUCAUGCAUCAUGAGAAAACAUACUGAUAGGUUAAUUUGUCAUUUAGAUUGUGAGCUCCACUGGGGACAGACAACCUCUGUGAUAACCUCUGUACAGCUCUGCGGAAUAUGUUUUCACUAUAAUUAUUAUCAUGAUUACUAUUAUUAUUAGUGACCAUCUAAAGGUGCUGGCAGAGGUGACAUAACAUUUGCCAGUGUUCUGCUAAUGUAGUCAGGAAGAUCAACUGCAGGAAAUUUUGUACACAGGUAAAAGUUAGAUAUAAUGGAAUUGAUGUAGAUUCAAUUCACAAAGUGCCAUGCAUAUAUAGCAGGAUACUGUGCAGUCUGGUACCAUCUCAGAACUUCAAGGGGUAUUCCCAUCUCCUGAUCUUGACUUUCUGGCCUGUUUGCAACUGCUGGAGAUGAUCAGAAAGCGGAAAGCCCUUGAAGCGGGAAAGUUAUGCAACCUGUGAAACUCCAAUUGACUUUAAUGGGAAUUGCGCAAAUGCAGCAGCCCCACGAGCUACGUUGUUUAUGUAACUUUGGGAGUUGGAAUGCAGUUUGUCUUUGGGAUCAUUUAGCUGAAAAAUAAUCCAGAAGGCAAACUGCAUUCUAUCCAGAAUGCACAGAACCACUUGAAAGUGAAAACCCCAUGCAACACAGACACCUGUGAGGGCAGGAAGUACAACAUAGGACAGUGCUGGCGAAUAGGUGCACACCCACUGAAAAACUGAGAACUGAAAUGGAGAUGAUAGCUUGAAUAAAAUAAAUACAUACAACAGUGCAAAUCUAUGGCUCUGAGGACACCAAGUGAGACCAGAUCAUUUUUAAAUUCUUUUAAAUACUAAUGUACAAUUAAAAAUUCUUAUUAAUGAUAAUAAUAAUAAUCAUUCCUGUAUUUAUAUAGCACCAACAUAUUCCACAGCACUCUACAGUGCUUGACCAUUUUAGAUCCCCUCUACAGUAUAUAGGCAGACUCACUAUUGCAGUGACUGUGUUAUGUGAAGUCUCUUGGUAUGAGUACAGCCUCUCUGCUUUCCCAGCUCCACAGUCUCUUUAGGUAUUGUACAUAUAGACAUCUGUCAGUCUCUUCCAUAUAUAUAUAUAUUUGGAGUUUCUUGCAGGGUGGGGACUCUCUUGCCCAUCAGGCCCUGACACUUGUCUAUAAGCAUAUAUCUCAGCAGUCCCAUAACCUUGCAGCUUUUUUACAUCUGUCACUGUAAGGACAUAAUGGGACAUCUCUCACACCAUGCACACCAUACAACCUGUCAGCACCCACCACUUCAUCUAACUUUAUUCACUCUCAAGACAGACUUUGCUUGAGAUCAUUUCAGCCAGACAGUCUCAGUGCAAGAAACGACCCCCAUGCCUCCAGCCUCUGUCAUGAUUGACACCUCCUUAUAUACUGUACAUGCAGGAAAUGCAAACCUUCACUCUGUAGCAGUAUACGGCAGGCAAAGCACAGCAGACACUAUUAAGAGCGGCAGCCUCCACCUUUAUCCAUCCAGAUUCUACUAAAAAGGACAUAGCCUUGUUCCAUGCAGCCUCUACUAAGACAGAUACAACCUUUUAUGCCUAUGGCCUCUACUAAGAUAGUUACAGCUCCUGGAGUACAGGCCAGUGGAAGGAUCUGUGGUCAAGGCAGGGUUAAGCUGACUUGAAGAUGAUGCUGAGAGGGCAGUUUUUGCUGUUCGUGCUAGUUUCUUUGUCUUGUACCGCUCAAGAAAGUAGAGGAGGAUAUGGGAUGAAUAUGUUUUCCAUCCAGACGUCACAGCCUGAUCCAUGCUACGAUGAGAAUGGGAACCCUAGGAGAUGUAUUCCGGACUUUGUAAACUCAGCUUUUGGGAAGGAAGUCAAAGUGUCAAGCACCUGUGGGAAGAACCCAUCAAGGUAUUGUGUGGUGACGGAAAAAGGGGAGGAUAGAUUCAGGAACUGUCAUUUUUGCAAUGCCUCGGACCCUAAAAAAGCCCAUCCGCCCUCUUUUCUAACUGAUCUCAACAACCCCCACAACCUCACCUGCUGGCAAUCAGAGAACUAUAUACAGUAUCCUCAGAACGUCACCCUAACCUUGUCCCUAGGGAAGAAGUUUGAGGUGACUUACGUGAGCCUCCAAUUCUGUUCUCCAAGACCGGAAUCCAUGGCUAUUUUCAAAUCUAUGGACUAUGGGAAAUCGUGGGUACCAUUUCAGUUCUACUCAACCCAAUGUCGAAAAAUGUACAAUAAACCCAAUAAAGCAGUCAUUACUAAGCAGAAUGAGCAAGAGGCUAUCUGCACAGACUCUCAUACAGAUAUGCACCCUCUCUCUGGAGGUUUGAUAGCCUUCAGCACCUUGGAUGGUAGACCCUCUGCACAUGACUUUGACAACUCCCCAGUCCUUCAAGACUGGGUGACAGCCACGGACAUCAAGGUGGUGUUUAGUCGUCUUCACACUUUUGGAGAUGAAAAUGAAGACGACUCAGAAUUGGCCAGAGACUCUUACUUUUAUGCUGUUUCUGACCUUCAAGUUGGAGGUCGGUGUAAGUGCAACGGACAUGCCUCGAGAUGCGUUAAAGAUAGAGAUGAUAACCUGGUGUGCGACUGCAAGCACAACACUGCUGGACCUGAGUGUGACCGCUGCAAACCUUUCCACUACGACAGACCUUGGCAGCGAGCAACAGCGAGAGAGGCCAACGAGUGUGUGGCCUGCAACUGUAACCUGCAUGCACGCCGCUGCCGUUUCAACAUGGAGCUCUUCAAGCUGUCGGGACGCCGGAGCGGAGGGGUCUGCUUGAACUGCCGGCAUAAUACUGCUGGUCGUCACUGCCACUACUGUAAGGAGGGUUACUACCGGGACAUGACCAAGCCCAUCACCCACAGAAAAGCUUGUAAAGCCUGCGACUGCCAUCCGGUUGGUGCGGCCGGCAAAACCUGUAAUCAGACCACAGGGCAAUGUCCUUGCAAAGAUGGUGUGACUGGUAUAACGUGCAAUCGAUGUGCCAAGGGCUACCAACAAAGCCGCUCUCCCAUUGCCCCCUGCAUAAAGAUACCUGUAGCUCCUCCCACUACGGCAGCCAGCAGCACAGAGGAACCAGCCGACUGUGAGACUUACUGCAAAGCAUCAAAAGGAAAGCUAAAGAUUAACAUGAAAAAGUACUGCAAGAAGGAUUAUGCGGUUCAGAUUCAUAUCUUAAAGGCCGACAAAUUAGGAGAUUGGUGGAAAUUCACAGUCAAUGUCAUCUCAGUCUAUAAACAAGGCACCAAUCGAAUCCGCAGAGGGGACCAGAAUCUUUGGAUCCGUUCGAAAGACAUCGCCUGCAAGUGCCCAAAACUCAAGCCUAUGAAGAAGUACCUCCUCCUGGGCAACGAUGAGGACUUACCUGACCAAAAUGGGGUGGUGGCAGACAAGACCAGCUUGGUCAUACAGUGGAGGGACACAUGGGCCAGACGGCUGAGAAAAUUCCAACAGCGAGAAAAGAAAGGAAAGUGCAAGAAAGCCUAGAGGCUCAGAAGAUCGAGGGCCCUCGAGGGAGAAUCCUGAGUUAUGUAGAAGAGUGAGGGAGGACCGUAAUUGCUGCUUGCUGUAGAGUCUGGAGCAGAUAGGUUUAUCGAUUAGAAAUUUUUUAAUUUUUUAUUUUCCCAAUAUUUUCCCAGAAGGAGGCUGAAAACUCACUUUUCAAAGCUGGUCGUUGAUAGAGGAGGUGGACAGGAUGAGAGAGCGUCACUUUUACUCAUGGACCUGAUGCGUUUGCACCUAAUAUGUAGAGUUGAUUCACAGACACCAGAUCACAGGACAGAGAGGAGAAACAAGAAAAAGGGGGGUGGGAGUGGGCUUGGGGGAAAGAGUUGUUGCAGAGAGAUUUAUGGCCAUGCAAGCUGUGAAAUUUGCACCUGUUCAGUAUCUCCUACGUUGUGAGUCAUUAAUUGUAGAAACAUUUCUCACGUUCUGCAGAGUUAAAGCCCUCUGGCUUCUUUUGCAUUGAGAUGGAAUGGGGAUAGACAACCCCUCCUAGCAGUAACCUGUAAAAACACCCCUGAGGGCGGGGAUAAUUUUUGUUGAUCGCCACAUUGCAACCAGGCAACAAGCAAAAGGGUUAAUGCAGCGCUAUUCCUGAUAUAUUGUAUUGUCGUUCGAGCUCCCUCACCCCCAUACAUUUUUAUUUUUAGGUGCUGACUACUAGGUAUGAAAAACCUAGGAAAAAAAGAUUAAUUUGUAAAAACAAAACGCAAAUCCUAACAUUUUAAAGUAUGUAUAUCAUUGAAAUAACUUGUUUUUUAAGAAAACAAAUCUUUAUGUUGUGUUUUUGUAUAUGUUUAAUAACUCCCCCCAUUACCUGCUCAAACUGUACAUAGCAAUGCAUACAGGAUUGACAGUAUUAGCCAGUCAGGACAGGGGUGGGAGGGGAUUAAAGUAAACUUGUCAGCAGAGAUUAUUAUAUAUAUACUGAUUUAAGAAAAAUAUAUAUGGAGUUGAUGUAGCUUGUGUUUAGACCCAGGGGUCCAGGACACCUGUACUGUGUUUUUAAUAUGCUCCUUUUUAGAGGGGUUCCACUAUCUACAUUAAAGGGGUACUCCGGUGGAAAACUUCUUUUUUUUUUUUUA